AAAUGCCCGCGCGCAAGACAAAGCUGCAAAUAUGCCAGCACAAUGGGUGCGAAAGAGAACACAGCUCGCUCAAAAAACGUCGAACGAAAGAGCUGCCAACACAAACACGCGCUAGACGAAAGAACAACUUUGCAGUUGAGACAGCAACACAAAGCAGCAGCAGCAGCAGCCGCAGCAGCAAACUUUUAACUAACGAAAGAAAAUUAACCACCUAAUAUAUAUAUUUAUAUAAAUAUAUAUUGAGGAGAAAUGUCGACAACGGGCCGCAAGCGCAAGCAGCAGUUAAAGCCGCGCCAAGAUGUACAUCGCUCGCCGGUGAAACGACAAAGUUUGGAUGUGAAAACGGAACCGUUGCUGGCCAGCAGCUAUCCGCUGGCCGACUACGAUUGUGUGGACAUUAAACCCGAUUUGACCGAGCUGCAACUACAACUACAACUCGCUGUGAACACAGAAAAAGAAGAAGCAGCAGCAGCAACAACAGCAACAACAACAACAAACACAACAAAAACUUUAGUGGAGGAUACAAAACCAGAGCUGGAACAGCAAAGCGAUUCGGAUGAGGAUGGCUACUCAGAGAUUAACUUUGGUGCGGCAAACGAUGUCUUUUGCGAUGAUGAGGCUGAUGACUAUGAUCCGGAGUGGACGUCACAGCCGACAACGCCACGUUUGAUAUUCAAAUUCAAUACGCCGGCGGGUCAAACGGGCUUGAGAUCAAUUAGAAAACUCGCCUGUCCACGUUACUAUUUCAAUCAGCUGCUGGGCAAUCGAGCCGAGUUCUUUGCCCAGCUCGCCAAGAGCUGCCGCGUGGAGGAGCCGGCCAGCGCCGAUGAGAUGGAAACAUUUGUGGGACUCUGUUUGCUGUUGAGCGAUGUGAAAUUGGCGCAAUUGAGCGACUAUUGGACACGAAAUAUGUAUCCCGGUUUUAUGGGAUUUGCGGCGAAAAUGUCGCUGCUGCGAUUCCAACAGUUGCUGCAAUCGUUGAGCUUUGAGGAGCUGCCUGGCGGCAAUGCGGACAUGGAUGUGGGACAGGCUGGCAAGCUGAUUGGCUACUACAAUGCACGCAUGUCCGAGCUGUAUGUGUGCGGGCAGCAGCUGGUGCUGAACGAGCCGAUCAUCCACUGGAAACAGCAGUUUAGCUACCAACAGGAGUUGCCACCGAAGCAGCGUUGCAAUGCUUUGAUGUUGCAUCUGUUGAGCGAGCACAGUGGUUUAAUUCUGCGCAUCCUGCCGGAGUUGCAGCGUCAUCGCCAGCUGGCGAGGAACUCGCGUCAGUUGGUGGCGCAUCGGAAUGAGCUGGCGCUGCAGUUGCUCCAAACGCAUCUGUUGCAUGGCCACAGUGUCUAUGUGUGCAAAUAUUAUGGCAGCUACGGGCUGGCCCAUGAGCUGGCCCGACUGGGCACGUAUUGUAGCGGACUGCUGGACAGGAAUCGGUAUGGGAACAGCAAGGCGUUGGUCUACCAACAGCUGACGGCCAAUAGCAUUGCCACCCGAUAUGCGGCGACGCCUCUGAUGAUGGCCAAGUGGCGACGACGCGAGAAGUGCGUCUAUUUCUACAGCUCUGACUGCCUGGCCAUCUACGCCAAGGAGAUGUCCAUGCAGAAGAUUAAUGCACGCCCCAAACUCAUCCAGGAGCUGGACUUUCAGCUCAAGCCGGCGCAAUCGAUGCGUCAGCUAUUGAUUAGCUAUCAGCCGAGUUGCGCUGGAUUGGAGCGGCAGCAACAGUUGUGCAUCUAUUUGCUGAAUCUGUUCGUGUUCAAUGCCCAUGUGUUGUAUGUGGCAAAUGCGCAGCCGGGACGCAACAGCAGUGGCAACGCCAGCUGUGGCAGCGAUCCCCACAAACUGAAAACAUACGCCGAGUUUCGCAUGGCCAUCAUCAAGUCGCUGCUCAAAGAGGAUGCACCAGCAGCAGCUGGGGCAACAAAUGUGCCCGACUCAAGUGUCAAUGCUGCUGCAGCAUCGCCAACCAGUGGCAACCGGCGACAGGAGGCACAAUCGAAGCGAGCAGCUGCAGCAACCGUUAAUCGAUUGGGGCUUUCUGCUGCGGAGUCCACGCAUGCGCUGGUGCUCAUCCAGAGGAAUGGCAAAGCGUUACGCAAGAAUUGCCGUCAUUGCCACAAGGGCGGCAUGUUGCAGUUCACCAAAUACAUGUGCAACCUGUGCCCCGACACACCUGGCCUCUGUGUGUCGCCCUGCUUUCGACUGUGGCACGAACAGCAGCAGCUCAAACAGUGAAAUUUUGAAUA
Molecule: messenger RNA, 2243 nt
Organism: Drosophila grimshawi
Lineage: Eukaryota; Metazoa; Arthropoda; Insecta; Diptera; Drosophilidae
Exons: 2
Coding region: 250-2232 (660 amino acids)
Source: RefSeq, a predicted model, not a curated record